Alternaria incomplexa is the source of this 627-nucleotide messenger RNA. RefSeq lists its product as uncharacterized. Gene Ontology annotation, cellular component: Sec62/Sec63 complex. The coding region runs from base 1 to 627 and encodes 208 amino acids. The transcript has 2 exons. NCBI's taxonomy places the organism in Eukaryota, Fungi, Ascomycota, Dothideomycetes, Pleosporales, Pleosporaceae. Gene Ontology annotation, biological process: post-translational protein targeting to membrane, translocation. The record is from RefSeq and is a predicted model, not a curated record.
AUGUGGCCCUUCGACAUGGUCGACUGGGUAAUGCUUACCGUGCCCAUCGCUUACAUCGGUAUCCUCGCCGGAUCGUUUACAGUCUUCACCAACCUCUACCGCAAGCGUCAAGCCGCCAACGCCGCAUCCCUCGAACCCUGGUUCCCCACACAUCUCCAGCGCAAUGUCUACCUCUCCCUGCUACACAUGGACGAACCCAAGGUGCCGGACAGCGUACUCAAGGCUGCGCUAUUGCGUCGCGCAACAGAAGACAUACAUAGGAUUGUCCAGAUAAGAAACGCCAAGCAGGCGCUGCAGGCAUUGCUGCAGAGGGGUAGCGUGGGCGAUGAUCUGUGGCAGCGAUUCCAGCGGGCAGAGAAGGAGAUCGAGGAGGAACUCAGGGAUGUCGUCAACGAGGCUAAUGCCUUCGCACCGAACUGGGGCCAGACCAUCUUCCAAUCCGCUUCAGAAAUGGCACAGAACAACCACAUCCGCGAGCGUCUCGGUGAGAUCACAGCCAAGGCACCAGCAGAGAAGGAAUGGUGGGAGAACCGCAGGGCUGGCAUACAGUCCGAGUUCAUGAAGGAGUUGGACGAGGAGAAGGCCAAGAGCGACGAUGGUGUAAUAGUGGAGAAGGCCAAGGCAUGA